AUGGCGUUCGAGUCGCGUGAGCUGCGCGUGUUGUCGCGCUUGCGCUCCCUGUGUGGCUCUGACGUCCACAUCGUCUAUCGCAGCCUCGCACCUCGCCUGGAAGCCCUGCACCGCGCUCUCUACGGGCCCAACGAUGGCGACGAGUCCGCGUCAGACGACGAAAUGGACUUGUUGGCGGUCCUCAGCCGCCGCAGACACCAGGAGACGGCGCUCAAGGCGCUCCUGCACCAACUGCAAGAACUAAUUGGGGAAUCAGACGAAAUAGAGACGAUAGAGGAAGAUUGCAGUGAAGUUUUGCUGCAGGGUGAGGUGCGGGGCGUGCUGCCGCUGCUGCUGCAGGCUCCGAGGAAGAGCAGGGAGGUGCACUGGAUGCACCUGCAGAUAGACGCGUUGAUAGAGGGGGGAGAAGGAGGAGACGCAGAGGAGGAGAAGCAA
This is a messenger RNA of Phytophthora sojae, 435 nucleotides long. RefSeq lists its product as hypothetical. The record is from RefSeq and is a predicted model, not a curated record. NCBI's taxonomy places the organism in Eukaryota, Oomycota, Peronosporomycetes, Peronosporales, Peronosporaceae. The annotation marks the transcript as partial. The transcript has a single exon.